CUGACACACACAAACGACGCAUCUCUCUCUCUCUCUCUCUCUCUCUCUCUCUCUCUCUCUCUCUCCCUUUCUCUUUCUCUCUCCCUCUCUAUCUCUCUCUUCUUCCUCCUUCGGCUUUGAUUUCUCUCUCCUCAUUCACGAUCCCAAUUCCACUAGGGAUUCAUUUCCGAUGCGAUUCUGAGCUUGUUAGAUCCACGACAAGGUUUCGUUUCCCAGAUUCUUUUGUAAAAAAUUCUUCCUCUGGCCAACAGGAAAGUUGAAAAAGAUGGACCAUGACAAGACUGGGUGCCAAGCUCCUCCCGAAGCUCCUAUACUGUGCAUCAACAACUGUGGAUUUUUUGGAAGUGCAGCUACCAUGAAUAUGUGUUCUAAAUGCCACAAAGACAUGUUGCUGAAACAGGAGCAGGCCAAGCUUGCAGCAUCGUCCAUUGGGAAUAUAAUGAAUGGGUCAUCUAGCAGCACCGGAAAUGAACCUGUUGUUGCUGCUAAUGUUGAAAUCCCAGUUAUUUCAGUAGAGCCUAAAACUGUCUCUGUGCAACCUUUAUUUGGUUCAGUUUCAGAAGGGAGCGAGGAGGCAAAGCCGAAGGAUGGUCCAAAACGUUGCAGCAGCUGCAAUAAGCGAGUUGGUUUGACAGGGUUUAAUUGUCGAUGUGGCAAUCUUUUUUGUGCUGUACAUCGCUACUCAGACAAGCAUAAUUGCCCGUUUGAUUACCGCACUGCUGCUCGGGAUGCGAUAGCUAAAGCAAACCCAGUGGUCAAGGCUGAGAAGCUUGAUAAGAUCUAAGGUUUAAAGUCGAAGUUUCAUACUUGAGAUGAAGUUAUGCACAAUUUCAUCGUGAAAUGACCCGGGUUUCCUUCACAUUUAAUUGGUGUUCUUAUUAUAUUGUUAUAUGUGGUAUGUGACUUGGAGUUAUAGGACACAUCUCUGCAAUUUGAAGGACUCUUUCAUGUGAUUGGCGAAAAUAUAUAUGUUGGCCGCAGUGUUUAAGCUUUUAAAUUUUUGCUGGUUUGGUGAAAGUUGUUGUUGUUAGCUAUGUAAUGCUUCUAUCCUGUAUCAGAAUGGUAUGUGCAAUUUGAAGAUGAUACCAAGAGCAUUCGUACA
Molecule: messenger RNA, 1102 nt
Organism: Vigna angularis (adzuki bean)
Lineage: Eukaryota; Viridiplantae; Streptophyta; Magnoliopsida; Fabales; Fabaceae
Product: zinc finger A20 and AN1 domain-containing stress-associated protein 8
Exons: 3
Coding region: 266-784 (172 amino acids)
Molecular function (GO): DNA binding; zinc ion binding
Source: RefSeq, a predicted model, not a curated record